AUGGAUUCGGAAAGGAAGGCUCAGCCGAUGCGUGUGCUCGUCACGGGCGGAUCCGGAUUGGUCGGGAAGGCCAUCGAGCACGUGGUGAAACAAGAAGGCGGCUGUCUGGAGGGCGAACAGUGGACCUUCCUCUCCUCCAAACAGGCCAACCUUGUGUAAGUGAUGUCACAUGAGCCUUAAAUUCUCAGCAGAGCUGGUCUGAGACUUGGUCGUUGCAGAGAAAAAUGUCCUACUCUAUAUACAAGAGAUGCCAUGGUCCCAUCUACAUGCCCUAGAAAUAUUAGCAUGUCUGUUCUACAUAACAUAUUUCUAUAGGAAUGUUAUGUCAUACUGAUUUUAAUAUUUGUAAAUUCCUGUUAUGGCCCUUUUACAUCUGGGGUCGAUUUUGUGGUUCCAACAGGAACGAACUAGAUAAAAGAAGUCCCAAAAAUAGGUUCACUCAUAGAAAAAUUAUUAUAUUGUAUUCUCUGCUAUUCUAUUAUUUUCUAUUCUAUAGAUAGAUGGAUUGAUGGAUAGAUAGAUAUAUAGAUAUAGUUUCUAGCUCCUGUUGGAACCACAUUAAAUGUUUAGCUCAUUAGAUUUGUGUGUGCAUAAUUUUAUGAGAUUGAUGUGUUUGCCAUUAAAUGGGAUGAUGAUGAUGAUGAUGAUGAAUGGUGAUGAAUGAUGACAGUUGUACAAUGUUCUGCCAGAGAUCUACAACAGACAAUAGCAGUUUUUAAGAAGUAUCGGCCCACCCAUGUCAUCCACUUGGCUGCCAAGGUGGGAGGACUCUACCUUCACAUGAAGGAGAACCUACACUUUCUGGUGAGCUUCAUUACCUAACUACCCAGUUUGUUUCAAUCACUAGGCUAUAUGUUUUUGUCAUAAAGUACAUUUGUUAAAUCAUUUCUAACUCACCGGACCUUUUUUUUUCCACAAAGCUCCCACACUGGCUAAUUUCUUACCUGGAGGACCUGAUUGUUAACCAAAUAAUGAAAUAUUCUGUACAAAAUCCCCAAUACAGACAGGCCUAUAGGCUGAAGAUGGAACCAGCUCAUCUGGCAUUUUGCCUGAACUGUCCUAAGGCCAGUCCGUUUCUGUGUUCAAUUCUGUAGAGUACUUUGUUCAGAUCAGUGUGUAUUUGUCCCAUAGCUUAGUAUAGUAUUGAGUGACACAUAACCAAUACAUCAAACAUACAUACUUUAUGACUAAAUAUUUGUGUGUACUGUAUUUGUUCUGUGUAAUUAUGUCAUAUACAGGGUGUUUGUUUUGUGUUGUUCAGUAUGUUUUUUGUCAUUGCAUUGCCGUGAAAUGGUUUGUUUUACCUAGCUACCGGUUGAGUGCACUGACUGUAAGUAGCCCUGGAAAAUAUAUUCUGUGUCAAUGGCUGAGGUUAAUGUGGUGUGGGAGUCAGGCGCAGGACACCGAAGCUUAGUCCAACAAAGUUUACUAGUGCAAACCAAAGCACAAUACAAAGAACGGCCUCAACAAAAAACAGAGGCAAGCGAUUACGCAAACUGUGCGUAAACCAAAUAAAACAAUAAACAGAGAAAAACACACAGCACUAACGGAUAGCGAAUAACAACACACAAACUAACCAACACCAAACAGGCAACUUAUAGGACCCACAAUUAGACACAAACGGACACAGGUGCAACAGACAGACAAAAGCAAUCAAACAUAGAAACAUUCAACGGUGGCAGCUAGUACUCCGGGGACGACGAACGCCGAAGCCUACCCGAACAAGGAGGAGGAGCAGCCUCGGCAGAAUCCGUGACAUUCUGCUAAUUACCUAAAUAUAAAUGUUUGACUGGCUGGGCAACUACUUGUGACUUUGUUGACAUAGUACUGCUCACACCCACUUCUUAAUCUUUUUCGGAAAGGGUAUUAAUCCAUCUGUGAAGGGAGCUUACAGGAGAGCUUGUUAUCACAGUAUCCAAAUGCAUGCAUUUAAUUCAUUUGUGGGAAAACAAGUUGUGUAAAGCCGCAAUGCAGGUUUGAUUGAAUUGAGACCACCGUUUUUUGCCUUCACAGAGGGACAACCUUCGCAUCAAUGACAACGUGCUGCAGACAUCUCACGAAAUGGGCGUCACCAAGGUGGUGUCCUGCCUGUCCAGCUGCAUCUUUCCUGACAAGACCACCUACCCUAUCGAUGAGAGCAUGGUGAGUUGAACAACCAAUAAGACCUUAUCGAUGAGAGCAUGGUGAGUUGAACAACCAAUAAGACCCUAUCAAUGAGAGCAUGUUGAGUUUAAUACUAAAAUACCAUGAUUGCAUCAAAUGGCACCCUAUUCCCUAUAUAGUGCAUUAAUUUUGACCAGAGCCCUAAUGGCACUGGUCAAAAGUAGGAGGUCAACAGUAUAGGGUGCCAUUUGGGAAACAACCAGUGGGAUGACAGUAGAACUGUGUUUGGGAACCUCUGGCCCUCCAAACUGUGAUUUUUAAGAAAAGCUGGUGUAUGAUCACUCAUGCUUUCCUCCUUCCCACAGAUCCACAAUGGGCCUCCACACGACUCGAACUUUGGCUACUCACAUGCCAAAAGAAUGAUUGAUAUUCAGAACAGGUGAGCUGGUGACUAAUCUGUUACCUGUGCAGGUACAUUAGCACACAGUUUAAAGACCCACUCCAGCCUCCCUAGCACCUCAUUUAUCACCUGAUUUACUUAACAAAAGGUGCAUUUCAGGAGCUGGUACAGGUCCCUCAUUACAUGGCACAACCCAGCUAGCACAUAACGUUCUGAGAACCAUAUGUUUUUUAGAGCUUGGUGAGAGCGUGGCUGUCCUAUGGUUAUUUUACAUACAACCUUCCUACAAUGUUCUGGGAAUGGUGCAGGAUACCCAGCUAGCACAUAAUGUUAUGAGAACCAUAUGUUUCUUAGGUGGGAAUUUCAGUACUUCAGCAUUACGUUUCCUACAGGUUUCCUCAUGGUUCGAUUUAAAGUAAUGUUUUCAAAUUGUUUUGUGUAUGUUAAGAAACAAUGUUCUUCUGUGGGAAUUUCAGUACUUCAGCAUAAUGUUUUCUGCAGGUUUCCUCAUGGUUCUAUUUAAAGUCAUGUUCUCAGAACAUAAAAAAAUACUUUCCAUGAAAACCACAAUAAUGUUCUAAGAAUAUUAUUUAUAAACAUAUACAGUGGGGGAAAAAAGUAUUUAGUCAGCCACCAAUUGUGCAAGUUCUCCCACUUAAAAAGAUGAGAGAGGCCUGUAAUUUUCAUCAUAGGUACACCUCAACUAUGACAGACAAAAUGAGAAAAUAAAAUCCAGAAAAUCACAUUGUAGGAUUUUUAAUGAAUUUAUUUGCAAAUUAUGGUGGAAAAUAAGUAUUUGGUCAACAACAAAAGUUUCUCAAUACUUUGUUAUAUACCCUUUGUUGGCAAUGACACAGGUCAAACGUUUUCUUAAAGUCUUCACAAGGUUUUCACACACUGUUGCUGGUAUUUUGGCCCAUUCCUCCAUGCAAAUCUCCUCUAGAGCAGUGAUGUUUUGGGGCUGUCGCUGGGCAACACGGACUUUCAACUCCCUCCAAAGAUUUUCUAUGGGGUUGAGAUCUGGAGACUGACUAGGCCACUCCAGGACCUUGAAAUGCUUCUUACGAAGCCACUCCUUCGUUGCCCGGGCGGUGUGUUUGGGAUCAUUGUCAUGCUGAAAGACCCAGCCACGUUUCAUCUUCAAUGCCCUUGCUGAUGGAAGGAGGUUUUCACUCAAAAUCUCAUGAUACAUGGCCCCAUUCAUUCUUUCCUUUACACAGAUCAGUUGUCCUGGUCCGUUUGCAGAAAAACAGCCCCAAAGCAUGAUGUUUCCACCCCCAUGCUUCACAGUAGGUAUGGUGUUCUUUGGAUGCAACUCAGCAUUCUUUGUCCUCCAAACACGACGAGUUGAGUUUUUACCAAAAAGUUAUAUUUUGGUUUCAUCUGACCAUAUGACAUUCUCCCAAUCCUCUUCUGGAUCAUCCAAAUGCACUCUAGCAAACUUCAGACGGGCCUGGACAUGUACUGGCUUAAGCAGGGGGACACGUCUGGAACUGCAGGAUUUGAGUCCCUGGCGGUGUAGUGUGUUACUGAUGGUAGGCUUUGUUACUUUGUUCCCAGCUCUCUGCAGGUCAUUCACUAGGUCCCCACGUGUGGUUCUGGGAUUUUUGCUCACCGUUCUUGUGAUCAUUUUGACCCCACAGGGUGAGAUCUUGCGUGGAGCCCCAGAUCGAGGGAGAUUAUCAGUGGUCUUGUAUGUCUUCUAUUUCCUAAUAAAUGCUCCCACAGUUGAUUUCUUCAAACCAAGCUGCUUACCUAUUGCAGAUUCAGUCUUCCCAGCCUGGUGCAGGUCUACAAUUUUGUUUAUGUUGUCCUUUGACAGCUCUUUGGUCUUGGCCAUAGUGGAGUUUGGAGUGUGACUGUUUAAGGUUGUGGACAGGUGUCUUUUAUACUGAUAACAAGUUCAAACAGGUGCCAUCAAUACAGGUAACGAGUGGAGGACAGAGGAGCCUCUUAAAGAAGAAGUUACAGGUCUGUGAGAGCCAGAAAUCUUGCUUGUUUGUAGGUGACCAAAUACUUAUUUUCCACCAUAAUUUGCAGAUAAAUUCAUAAAAAAUCCUACAAUGUGAUUUUCUGGAAACAUUUUUCUCAAUUUGUCUGUCAUAGUUGACGUGUACCUAUGAUGAAAAUUACAGGCCUCUCUCAUCUUUUUAAGUGGGAGAACUUGCACAAUUGGUGGCUGACUAAAUACUUUUUUUCCCCACUGUACAUUCCAUUAGCGUCAACAAAACUCUCUAUCUUGUUAAGUGUGUUCCGGUGUGUUGGCCGCGCCCAGUAAUUGGCCACACCUGAGCUUUAUGAGUGCGUGUUUCCUUUGAAAUGGGGUCUGUUUGAAUAGACUAAAAUGAACAGAUUUGUAUAAGUAAAAAAAACAUGGCAUACUAGUGACAUCCUGGUGGACUAAUUCCAUGGAUAGCAAACAGAAGAUCAUAGGUUCAAAUGUCACUGACUCCAUGCCACAAUAAAACAUAAAUGUGUUAUUCAUUUCAAUGUGUCCCAUCUGUGUUUGGUGUUGAAAACAGUUAACCAAAACUAAGCUAGCAGUGUUAUAAAAAGUCUUAUUGAAACAUGUUCUCAGAACGUUAUUUAAUUACUUUCAAAUAACCUAUAAUUUCCAUUCUCAGAACAUUAAUAAGACCUCCCAGGAAAACUUUCAGGGAACCAUAGUAAAACGUUCUCAGAACUUCCCUGCAACCUAAAAAUUAACAUUCCCAGAACAGCCAACAUUUUUAUUUCUGUACCCAGUUUUACCAGUCAGGAAACUUAAGUCUUCAUUUCCAGAACCAAUGGGAAAUCAAAAACUUACAUUCCUGCAACUUCCAAGGAACCAAAUAUGCUAGCUGGGAAGUGGGGGAGGGCCUUUCCUCUUUUGUCCUCUAUUGCUCUUCUAUUGUUCUUGGAAACAAGGGGGAAGGCCGAUGACAUCAGUGUGCAUCCAUCAGACCAACCCCUUGAAUUGACAACUCCUUGAUUUCGCCGUUGUGUCCAAAAAAAAAACACUAUUUGUCUCCAAACACUAUUUUUUACCCUUAAGGGUGUGUACCAGUGGAGGCUCCUCAGAGUAGGAAGGAGAGGACCAUCCUCCUCAGUGAAUUUCAUAAAAAUUAUGAAACACUAAAAUAAUUAUCCUUUUUAGAUCAAACUAUUCAAAAUAUAUUCACGUCACCAAAUAAUUGAUUAAAACACACUGUUUUGCAAUGAAGGUCUACAUUAGUCUCAACAGCACUCAGUAGAGUAGCACCGUGUUGUAGCCGGAGGACAGCUAGCUUCUGUCCUCCUCUGGGUACAUUGACUUUAAUACAAAACCUAGGAGGAUCAUGGUUCUCACUCCCUUCGAUAGACUUACACAGUAAUCAUGACAUCUUUUGGAGGAUAUCCUCCAACCUAUCAGAGCUCUUGCAGCAUGAACGGACAUGUUGUCUGCCCAAUCGAAGGAUAAUAGAAUGAGUCUAGUACUGAAAGCGUAAGCUACAGUUAGCUAUUACUGCAGUGCAUAUAAUGUGGUGAGUAUUUGACACAAAGAGAGAGAAAGAAAAUAGUAGAACCGUUUUGAACAAAUUAAUUUCUUCAAAAAUUAAGGAGGAGUGAGAGAGCUAGCUAUAGUUUGUAUUCUUUCACUUUCACUUACUUAACUAGCAAAUAUAGCUAGCUAGAUUAGCGUACUCAAACACCUGGCUCAAACAGAUGGAUGCUAUGUUAGCUAGCUGGCUAUGACUAUCCAACACUGGAACUCUUCCAAGUUAAAAUAAGCUUUUGGUUUUACAUUUCACAUUUUAGUCAUUUAGCAGACUUUCUUUUCCAGAGCGACCUACAGUAGUGAGUGCAUACAUUUUCAUAUUUGUUUGUACUAGUCCCUCAUGGGAAACGAACCCACAACACUGGUGUUGCAAGUGACAUGCUCUACCAACUGAGCCACACGGGACCCCUAUUUUAAACUAAUUUAUUGCCACCGGUGCCCGCUGGUGUAACUGCUAAACCGCUUACUGACUGUAAACUGUACUGCAUGAUUAUAGCGGGUUUGCUAACGCGUUAGUUCUAUUAGCUAUGUUGACUAUGACGUUACUUUAGCUAAUAUGGUGACAACAAUAUAGGCUGUCUGUAGUGGUUAUGAUAUGAAGGUUUGGCUUGGAAACUUUUCUUUGCCAGGUCACAGACAGCUGAUGUGUUGUGCAUUGAAGUCCACAAGCGAAGGGAAAAGUUGAGAGGAGGAGAGUGCGUAGAUGCAAGAAGGAAUACAACGAGCUGUUUGUAUGUGGCUAUGAAAGUGAACUGUUUGCGUGUGAUGAGGGGUGUAUUCAAUCCGCCGAUUCUGUUGAAAACUUUUCUUAAACGGAAGCAAACGGAACGAAACGGGGAUGAACAUACCUGAAUUUGUCCAAUAAAAACUCUUGUUUGCAACUGUUGGACUAAUGAUUACACCCUAGAUCAGCUAGAUGCAGGCAAGAGUGUACAAGGCGAUAUUAAUGUGUCACUGUCUUUCCAUGUGUCACUGUCUGUCACCUCAAAUCUUUCUCUCGACCUGCGUGCACCUACGUUGUAAACUUUCAUUCAUAGGCUAGGUUGUAGCAACAUCAUGAUUGGUAUAGGGAAAAUUUGAGUAUUAUGUAGUAGCUUAAGCGUAUCGAUAUUACAUUGAAUUGGGUGAAUGGAAUAUGAAUGACAGUCAUCCAAUAUGCUGUAAUAGAAAUGAGGGCAUGCUCAUAAAUUUUUUUAUCAUCCUCCCUUAUCUUAAACGGCACCAACCGCCACUGGUGUGUACCUUUUACUGUAUGUAUCCUUGGAAUAUCAUUUUUCAAAGGGAAAGUAAAAAAAAGCUGUAGUGGAUCUUUAAAUGUUCUAACCACAACAUGAUUGUGUGUGUGUGUGUAUGUGUGUGCGUGGGCUUGAUUGACAACAGGGGAUACUUUGCACAGCAUGGGCGUCGCUACACCGCCGUUAUCCCGACUAACGUGUAUGGUCCCUAUGACAAUUUCAACUUUGAAAAUGGUCACGUGCUGUCGGCACUCAUGCAUAAGACACACACUGCUAAAAGUAAGUAACACACACACUACUUGUAUGCACUCACGCAAAAAAAACACACACACACACACAGACAGACAGAUACAAACGCUUACUCCUUUCUACUCUCAUUGUAACAGAGGAGGGAACCCCUCUACAGGUGUGGGGCUCCGGAACACCCAGGAGACAAUUCAUCUACUCUCUGGUAUGUUUUGUGAAUGACUCUGUGUGUAUGACUGUGUGUGUGUGUGUGUGUCAGAUGUGUGUGUGCGUUAAAUCUGUGUGUGUGUGUGUGUGUGUGUUCUCUCAGGAUGUAGCACGUCUGUUCCUCUGGGUGCUGCGGGAGUAUGAUGAGAUUGACCCCAUCAUUCUCUCUGGUGAGUCCAACAUGGUUUGUGUGUGUGUGAUCAGUCAUUGUGUGUAUGUACAGUAUGCAACUAGACCAAUCUCCUUUGACACUUGUCUCUCACAGUGGGGGAGGAGGAGGAGCUCUCCAUCAAGGACGCCGUAGACAUGAUCGCAGACGCCCUGGACUUCAAAGGUGAAAUAGUUGUAUCCUUUCACAGGCUGUGUACUCCUGAUAAGAGUUGCCCCUAGGCACAGAUCUAGGAUCAGCAUAUUCUCCUCAAAUCCUAACCUUAACCAUUAUUCAAAUUUGACCUUAGAUCAGUGUCUAGAGCCAAUCUAGUACAAUCCUUAGUACAACACCAGCAACCACAUCUAGAGGUUCAUUACACCUGUUGGACAGUUAAAAACCGAAUUGGGUUGGCUACCCCUCAUAUCCGUUGCGCUGUAACUAUGUCAUCACCCUGUGCUUUGCCUAUCGUGACCCUUGACCUAUAGCAUCAGUUUGACACCAGCAAGUCAGACGGUCAGAUAAAGAAGACGGCCAGCAAUGCCAAGCUGCGACGCUACCUCCCUGACUUCACCUUCACGCCACUCUCUGAAGGUCAGAGGUCAAAACACAGAGGGAUGCAUUUUCUGUCCAGAAAACAACUCAAUAUUGUUGUUGGAAUUAGUUGCCUUGUAAAUAACACAGACACAAUGCACAGUAUCCAUAGAUGACCGACUGUGUCUUUCCUCCCCUACAGGUAUCAAGAAGACCUGUGAUUGGUUUGUGAACAACUACGACAUAGCCCGAACAUAA
Coregonus sp. 'balchen' is the source of this 8648-nucleotide messenger RNA. The record is from the annotation of a GenBank genome assembly. NCBI's taxonomy places the organism in Eukaryota, Metazoa, Chordata, Actinopteri, Salmoniformes, Salmonidae.